Molecule: messenger RNA, 910 nt
Organism: Amoebophrya sp. A120
Lineage: Eukaryota; Dinophyceae; Syndiniales; Amoebophryaceae
Source: the annotation of a GenBank genome assembly
GACACAUGCAGAAGUCUGUCUAGGUAGAGGUAUUUCACUGAAACUACUAAAAUCACCAUGCUGACUUUGAAGCGACAAGACACACACUUUCAGUUUCACCCUGUACCACUUUCUUCAAAAAGCAAGAUGGCGGACCUUAUUCCCACCGCGGCAGCAUGGAAGCCGUAUCCCCGAACGCGAAUACGAAAGCCUCAGGUUGGACGGCGACGCAGUCGCAGACCACGCUGGCUCGAAAAGAUAAGAGCAGUGUGGCCGCAAAAACCGCUCGGUGGACCUGCAGAACACAUCGUUCGGCUCAUUCCCCGCCUAGCCCUACUAUUCACGGCGCUCCUCGCCAUUCUGACAACCCUUACCUUCGCACAGCAGCCCGGCAACUACAACAUGUGGAGUUGCCCGCACUGCUAUGAUAUCAAAUGCAAAUAUGUUUGGGUCUGGAAGAUUCUGACACUUGUCAUGCACGUUUUGCAUGAGCCCUGAUGUCUGUGAUGCAUGCCCUAGCAUCACAGAUUUUUUGAGAGCUUCUCGAUGCCUAUUCCGCAUGACAAAUGCCCUCUCCGCGUAGCAAAAAUUGCAUUCCUGCUCUUGGUACUCAUGCAAUACAGAUUCUUCUGGAAUCCAAAUGCAGCAGCACAAGUUGCGUUCUUCCAGACCCAGACAUUUUUACAUUUGAUAUAUGAGGGUGGCAUGGCUGCCGAGGUGUCCGAUUUGUCCUGCGAGGCGUUUCAGCAGCCGGACGGCCUGGAUUGGGGCGGGGUGAAACGAGGCAUGUACCAACUCGUCGAGGACGUGGUGCACAGCCGGCAGGGAUCCAACGCGAUCGAUUUUCUGAUGCCGUAUUUAGAGAUGGAGUUCACACCAUUGUCGCGAUGCUACUUGGGGAUGAUGUGUUUGAAUUUCCUCAAAGUCUACC